GUCGACUUCGCCAAAAAGCUCAGUGUCAUUGCCUACAGUAGUCCUCGAGUUUCAGGUAUUGAUUAAUAUUCUUUAUCGAAGCUUUAUCGUUUGUUCCAACAUACUUGCAACACACCUCAAUGGCCGAGAUUCUCACUGAAAUUCGAAAAAUUCCGCCAGUGACGCGCUUUCUCGUUGGAUCGUCUCUCAGCGUCACCCUCCCAGCCAUUCUAAAUCUUGUCUCGCCAUGGAGGCUUAUCUUCACGUCACAAGCUGUUAUCCAAAACUUUGAGUUCUGGAGACUGUACACAAGUUUCUUCCUGGGAAGUAUGAACCUGAAUUAUAUUUUCGAGCUUGCCAUGAUCUACCGCAACUCGAACAUGCUUGAAUCAACUCACUACGAGCGCCGUUCCUCCGAUUACGCCUGGCAACUCUUUCUUGCUGGCCUUGCUCUGGUCGCUGUGAACCGUCCUAUCCAAUCCUACGUGCAUACCCGCGCCUUGCUUCAUACUCUCACCUACUUGAUGUGUUCCCUUUCACCGCCAGGCGCGCUCACCAGUGUUAUGGGUCUCAUUACCAUCCCUGUCGCAUACUUCCCAUACGCACUCUUGGGCAUGGACCUUCUCACCGGUGGGACAAGUGCCGCUGCGCAGUGCGUGAGUGGGAUGCUUGUCGGUCACGCGUGGUGGUGGCUAGUUUGGGGAUCCGGCAUCGGCUCAGGCGGUGUCGAACAGGGCAUGUACGCGGGGUGGGGACGUGCUCCUGCGUGGCUGAAGAGCUGGUUUGGCGAGCGUGAAGAGUACGGACGUGCGGGAAGCAGGAGGGGUGGCGUGCAGGCGUUUGCACCAAGGCAACGUGCUGAGGAGGCUGCUGCUUCAGGGCGGGUGACGGGACAUAACUGGGGGUCUGGAAGGAGAUUGGGGGAGUCGUAGUUUGUGAGAGGCUGACUUCCCAGACGAAGUGUCAAGAAAUAUUGAUCAGGGUUUGUCCCUCCGAGAUUUAGGCUUGGUUGCUGUGUCAUUUUCUAUUGAGAAUUAUUACACGACUUGAUAGUCAAAACCUUGUUCGCGUUUGCUAUGUUCCUAACACCCACGUAUUGUCGUCAUAUCACCUCAGUCUUCAAAUUAGUAACAAUAAGAGACCGCUACAAGGCUCUUUGUCUGCAUGACACGAUUUGUUCGUA
Messenger RNA from Suillus bovinus, 1162 nucleotides. RefSeq names its product Der1-like family-domain-containing protein. Gene Ontology annotation, biological process: endoplasmic reticulum unfolded protein response. Gene Ontology annotation, molecular function: misfolded protein binding; ubiquitin-specific protease binding. Bases 120 to 911 code for a protein of 263 amino acids. Gene Ontology annotation, cellular component: Hrd1p ubiquitin ligase ERAD-L complex; endoplasmic reticulum membrane. NCBI's taxonomy places the organism in Eukaryota, Fungi, Basidiomycota, Agaricomycetes, Boletales, Suillaceae. The transcript has 5 exons. The record is from RefSeq and is a predicted model, not a curated record.